CGCUGUGUCCUACGGACACAGCUGAUCACGAGAUGUGGUAAAAGGCCGAUCAUACCGGCCUUUUACCACGUGAUCAGCGGUGUCCAAUGACACGCUGAUCACAGGGAAAUGCAAGUGCCGGGCACUGAUGAUCAGUGCCCUGAUGAUCGGUGCCCAGCAGUGCCACCCACAAGUUCCGCCCACCUGUGCCCAGCAGUGCGCCCACUAGCUCCACUAGCUCCGCUCACCUGUGCCCAGUAGUGCACCCACCUGUGCCCAGCAGUGCACCCACCUGUGCC
Molecule: messenger RNA, 278 nt
Organism: Staurois parvus
Lineage: Eukaryota; Metazoa; Chordata; Amphibia; Anura; Ranidae
Source: the annotation of a GenBank genome assembly